Messenger RNA from Tachysurus vachellii, 1180 nucleotides. RefSeq lists its product as uncharacterized. The record is from RefSeq and is a predicted model, not a curated record. NCBI's taxonomy places the organism in Eukaryota, Metazoa, Chordata, Actinopteri, Siluriformes, Bagridae. The transcript has 4 exons. Bases 81 to 860 code for a protein of 259 amino acids. Gene Ontology annotation, molecular function: lipid binding. Gene Ontology annotation, cellular component: membrane; extracellular region. Gene Ontology annotation, biological process: lipoprotein metabolic process; lipid transport.
CUCAGUCAGUUACUUCAGCCUCCUCUGAGCAGUAAUCACCUCUACAUCCCUUCAUCAUUUCUUCCAUUUUCUCUACUACUAUGGAUGUGAAAGACAAACCGUGUGAUGAUCUGUUCCUUUUAAUUGAGAAGCAGGAGCAAUUUGCAAAUCAUCUCAUGGAUUUUGCCAAUGAUUUGGAGGAGAUGACUAAAACUAUGACUAAAGGCAAAUGUGUGGGAAACACAGCAACUGUGCUUGGGUCUGCUACCCUAAUUGGAGCAGGCAUUGCUUUUUUUACUGCAGGAGUGGCCAUACCCUUUCUGGCAACUGCAGCAGGUGCUGUGGCUUUGACUGGCACUGCAACCACUGUUACGUGUACGGUUAUUGAAAUAUGGAAAUCCAAUGAAGCAAUGAAAAAUGCAGAAAGAAUCGCUAGUGAAAUUAAAGAGAUUUGGAAAAAAGUGGGUGAGAUUCAAGACCUUAAAAGCAUGUCGUCUGAUGAAUUGGGGAGGAAAAUCACAGAAACAAUCCUGAAAGCCGUGGCCAAAAAAGCAGCAACAAAAGGAGCAAAAUAUGCAGCAAAAACAGCAGCAACAGAAGGAGCAAAGACUGUAAUAUUGGCGACUAAAGAAGGAACGUCUCUUGCACUAAAAACUGUGUUGAAGGGAACAAGCCAGUUUGCAGGUGGAGCCCUUGGCAUAGUGUUCACACUUCCUGAUCUCAUUGACAACUGUCAGAAACUGUAUGAAGGCAAACAUGAGACAGAUGCUAGCUCAUGUUUGAGAGAAAAAGCUAAGCAAAUCCACGAUGCUGUGAAACAAUUAAAGGAGCAGAUGAAGAACAUGGAAGACAUGUACAAUGAAACUUCGGACAGCGAGUGACAUUGAUUUGGCUACAAUCAAUAGCCUUUUUUCAUAAAUCCCCUGGAAGAACUGUUCUGUGGGUUCAUCAUUAACCAUUCACCUUCUUGAACUACUACUUUUCACCUUCUUGAACACCUAAUUUCAUUGAAUAUGCAAUCUACACACCAAUUAAUGCCUAACUUUGAGUGCAUUCUUAGUCAUAAACUAGCCUACUGUAUAAAACACUGAGCAAAUAUAAAUUUAGAUAUCAGUUAACAAAUGUAUAAUCACUAAGCAACAUUAUUUAAUCAUGCAUGCUAUUCAGACUAAUCAUGUUAAAUAAACUGAACAUAAAACUA